Messenger RNA from Xenia sp. Carnegie-2017, 1470 nucleotides. RefSeq lists its product as uncharacterized. Bases 528 to 1211 code for a protein of 227 amino acids. Lineage: Eukaryota; Metazoa; Cnidaria; Anthozoa; Malacalcyonacea; Xeniidae. The transcript has a single exon. The record is from RefSeq and is a predicted model, not a curated record.
CAGUGUAUUUCGAUUGUUGAACGAUUGGCACGAAGUAUAUAGUGAACAUGGCAAGGAUGAUCAAAUAUUGAGAUUGUUUUGUGCAUAUCCAUUAAUUAAGCUGCGGAUUGUCUUCAAAUGUAUUAAAUUGAUAUACAAAGACAUACUGUGGUCAGGGUAAACGUUUGGCCUUUGAAACAAAUCAGAUGUGUAUAUGACAAUGAAUAACGAAUGAACCGUGAGUGCUUUUUGAAAUGAGUUCAAAUUUUAUAUCUCAAUCACGACACAAAUAAUACGUACAAACACGUCAAGGACACAGUUCGAGUUGAAGCUUAGCUCAGUCAGCGUGGCGUGGCGGGAAUCACACUGGCAGUGGGAAGACUGUCUCUUCUUAUCGAAAGAAUCUAUUUGAUUUAUCACCGCGUGACCAAAUCAACAUCGUAUUAAAUUACAACUGAAAUCUUUUUAUUUCACCUGAUUAACACACACACACAGCUACGAGAGUGCAAUAGUACAGUUCUAAACAAGGCAACCAGCCUAACUUCUCCAUGGCUAACGAGGAAAUUUCCAAUUAUUCGGACCUCACGGCGGGUCAUUAUGAAGGUCGUAUAUUCAAGCGUGAACCAAAUCAUAAAUGGCAACCAUUUUGGUGUGUGCUGUACGGCCGUCAGCUGACCUUCUACGAAGACGAGAAGAAAAGCUAUAUUAUAGGACAGAUAGAAAUUCAACCAGGAAGCAGUUGCGAUAAAGCUCGAUCCAGCAUAAGGAUUCCUACGAUUGCCAAUUUGUUUCACAGGGACCAUUGGAAGCGAAAGAAACACUUAUUGAAGCUCAAGACAAAGAAGGGAACGCAUCUAUUCACCUACGAGAACGUGAACGAACAAACACGAUGGCAUAUAGCAAUGAACAACGCAUCGCAAAUAAACCAAAAAGGCGUACGGCUAUCGUGGAUACCAACGCCAUUCUCUGCAAUGACUACAGUCGAGGAUAUAAAAGACAAAAGACAAAGCCUAACACGGACACACCGACCAGCAACCAAGCUGGACUGGAAUUCUAACAGCGAAAACGACAUCGAAGACGGUCAUGUAAUAAUCCAACCCUCGAACAAAGCAACUAAGGUUAAGUGCAAACAUGAAGAAUUUCAGAGUUUGAUUUCCAAAUCGCAAACGAGGGAUAGCCCACACGCGUAUACGAAUCCUAACUUACAGAAGGAAAUGGUUACAACUUUAUGAUGUCAUCACUAAUUUGUUAUGAUCUAUAAUGUUUCAAAUACCAGCGGAAGCAAUAUUUGAUUUCAUCUUUGAACCAGACUUGAACCAUACAAUAUAUAAAGAUAUACACUUUGUACAUAUGAUUCAUUCUUUCACAAAACUUCUACUCAAAUACUGAAGAACAAUUUACAUUCUUCGUUUCUGUGUAGUAUAUUUAAUGUAAUUAAUAGCAUCGCAUAUAUCCUUAUUAAAUUGUCUAUUUCACUAUGGUAAAGCCAAA